ACAAUCUCGCAGUUCCCAGCUAAGCAGUUGCACAACUUCCAGCAACUCUCUUAGCCGGUUACUAAUGAGCUGAAAGCCAGGAACAUCUGAGGAGGUGAGGAGUAGGCUUCCAAUCCUCUUCCCUUUACCCCAGAAAUCCAGACACCCCCAGCCCCCACCCUCAGAUAACUUUUGAGAUAAGAUCCUUUCUGCUCAUUUGUCUGUUGAACCAUGGCUCCCUUUGGAAGAAACUUGCUAAAGACUCGGCAUAAAAACAGAUCUCCAACUAAAGACAUGGAUUCAGAGGAGAAGGAAAUUGUGGUUUGGGUUUGCCAAGAAGAGAAGAUCGUCUGUGGUUUAACUAAACGUACUACCUCAGCGGAUGUCAUACAGGCUUUGCUUGAGGAGCAUGAGACUACAUAUGGAGAGAAACGAUUUCUUCUGGGGAAGCCCAGUGAUUACUGUAUCAUAGAAAAGUGGAGAGGCUCGGAACGAGUUCUUCCUCCACUGACUAGGAUCCUGAAGCUUUGGAAAGCAUGGGGCGAUGAGCAGCCCAAUAUGCAAUUUGUUUUGGUUAAAGCGGAUGCUUUUCUACCAGUUCCCUUGUGGCGGACAGCUGAAACCAAAUUAGUGCAAAACACAGAAAAGCCAUGGGAACUCAGUCCAGUGAAUUACAUGAAGACGUUACCACCAGAUAAGCAAAAAAGAAUAGUCAGAAAAACUUUUCGGAAACUGGCUAAAAUUAAGCAGGACACAGUUUCCCAUGAUCGAGAUACGAUGGAGACCUUAGUUCAUCUGAUUAUUUCCCAGGACCAUACUAUUCAUCAGCAAGUCAAGAGAAUGAAAGAGCUGGAUCUGGAAAUUGAGAAGUGUGAGGCGAAGUUCCACCUCGAUCGGGUAGAAAAUGAUGGAGAAAAUUAUGUCCAAGACGCUUAUUUAAUGCCCAGUUUUAGUGAAAUUGAGCAAAAACUAGACUUGGAGUAUGAUGAAAACCAGAUCCUGGAGGACCUGAGUAAAAGUAGUAGAAUCCUACAGCUGGAGGAACGACUAACAUAUUACAGAAUGCUCAUUGACAAACUCUCCACUGAAAUAGAAAAAGAGGUAAAAAGUGUCUGCAGUGGGAUACAUGAAGAUGCAGAAGGGGCGGCUGCAAGUGAACUUGAAAGCCUAAAUUUAGAAACUGUUAAGUGUGAUUUGGAGAAAAGCAUGAAAGCUGGUUUAAAAAUCCACUCUCACUUGAGUGGCAUCCAGAAAGAGAUUAAAUACAGUGACUCAUUGCUUCAAAUGAAAGCAAAAGAGUAUGAGCUCCUGGCCAAGGAGUUCAGUUCACUUCAUAUCAGCAACAACGAAGGUUGCCAGCUAAAGGAGAACAGAGGGAAGGAGUUUGAGGUCCCCAAAAGCAGUGGGCAGGGUCCUCCCUUCACUCAAAGAGUAUUUAACAUAUAUACAAAUGACACGGACUCGGACACUGGCAUCAGUUCCAACCACAGUCAGGACUCAGAAACGACCGUGGGGGACGUGUUGCUAUUGUCAACUUAACUUGAUUGGCUUCUUUCUGACCCACUUUACUGUGUUCGUGCUUGUUUAAUAGGAAACUUUAUUUUAAAUAUUACAUUCUGAAAAAUAUAAAUCCUGCUAAAAUAUUCCAUAGUUAAUAAACACUAGAGAAAGUGUAAGUUUGUUUUUGAUUUAAGAUAUCCAAGGUGAUACUUAAUUAUUCUAAAUACAAAGGAUGAACUGUUUAUUAGGAAUGUAGCACAAAUAGCUUGCAAGUAUAUGAGAGAAAUAAUUUGGUGAGGGUUAUAAUCUCCCAUAAUUUAAAAGAAAUUAUUUAUAUAAACUUUAAUUCUUAAUAUUAGGCAAUAUAUUCAAGCUACACACAUGAAUAGAUAAAAUGUGCUGUAAUAUAUUUUUUCAAUGCUGUAUUAUUGAAAUUUUUAAAUCUGUAAAGUAUAUGACAGCUACUCUAUUAUAACUAUAUUAAAUGAAAUUUUGGUUUGUCUCUUCGCUACUUAGAAAGUCCAUUAUCUCUGUCACUUCCUGCACUUCUCUACCUUCCCAGACAUAGAUCACAGCAGCGGGGCAGGGCUGCUGGUGGGAUAUGUACAAAGACCAGCAGGGGAUCAGAAUGGGGUAUUGAUGAGGAAGGGCCAAGUCCUGCAUGCAACAGCAAUUUUUCAAAAGAUCCUGGAGUUAUAUGUAUGUGCUUUCUCCAGCUAACAUCGCCAGUCUUCAGAUCAAGCCAGUGGUCUGUGCGGCUUCAUUGUCUGAAUAAGGUACCGGGUGGGUUACAGAGAAAAUCACCUGGUCAUAGUCCUGUUUGUUUACUCCCUACAAAAGUUGAAGGGGUGCAACUCAGGGUCCUUUGCGUGAGUAAAAAAAGACUCUGUAAGCCAUUUUAUCUGACAAUGCAGAGGGGAGUUCACAAGGAAAAACUUUAUUCUGCUACACUAUAAUUCAGAUUGUCUUUGUUGUGCUUUGUCUAAGGUGCAAACAACAACAACAAAAAAGCACGAGUUCAAUCCUCUACCCCCAAGCAUUCUAGUAAAUAUACAACAAAUUGGAUUAUUUACAUCAUGCCUUGACUAACAAUCAUUAUAAUGCCAGAUUGCUUGGAUUUGCCUAGGUUUUAGUUAGGAAGUUCCUGUCUUUCUCCCCUUUUCUCUUUUCUCUCAUGUCCUUGCUUGUGGUCAAUGAACACAUGUAUAAUAACAGUGAAAUAAUUUUAUUGUACUGCUAAGUGAAUGCCACCACAGUCUAUUUAUUUCUUUAGCCAACACUUCCCUUAGAAGUCAGUGCACAUGUAAGUAGAAAUAUUAUUUUACUUAUGUAUGAGUAACAAAUAUGUGAAUAUUGGGUAAGAUUCCCAGAAUUUUUCAUUUGUUCCAUUUUAGUCUUAUACUUACUGUGUAGUCCAUCUUUUAUUUCACUUUCUUAAUUUAUUUUUUCACUGCUCCAUCACCCAGACUUUUCACCAAUAUUUGGGAAAAUAUUUAAAAUUCCACUUUCAAGGAGCAUCUAUGUUAUUAUUUCUUGCACAAGGAUAUUGCUGAAUGCUUUAUUUGUAAGAAAAAUUCAUUCCAGAACCAGUACAGUGAUAAAGAGUAUAUAAUAAUGCCAACAUAAGUUUUAAUUUUUGAAGAGAUCGAAUAGUCAUCUAAAACAGGAUAGUUUAUCUGCCUAAAAUUCUAUUAAAUCAUUCAGCAAUAUGGUAUAUUUAUUGUUACUUUUGGGGAUUGAGUUUAGAUCAUC
Molecule: messenger RNA, 3231 nt
Organism: Artibeus jamaicensis (Jamaican fruit-eating bat)
Lineage: Eukaryota; Metazoa; Chordata; Mammalia; Chiroptera; Phyllostomidae
Gene: RASSF9
Product: Ras association domain family member 9
Exons: 2
Coding region: 211-1518 (435 amino acids)
Biological process (GO): signal transduction
Source: RefSeq, a predicted model, not a curated record